AAACAAAACAAAGACAAACCACCAUUAACAACCAUCCUCGACCUUAUUCUGCUCAGUCAAUUGGACUGAAUUCUCUCUUGUCCUCACAGUUGAUUGAAGCAAUGGCAGCCAUGAACUCCAGUGUGUUAGCUUGCAACUAUGCCAUCUCCGGCACGGCAUCAUCCGAUGCCAAUUGGAAGCUUGCAGCUAUGCCGUCUGUUGCAACCCCAGUUGCAUCAUCUCCCAGGUUGCCGAUGAUCAAAGCCCAACAAGCUAAAGUUUCCGAGUCAAAGGUAGAGGGAGGGAGCGAGGGACGUAGAGCUGCACUUCUUUGCCUAGCCGGUGCUCUUUUCGCAACUGCUGCCUCUACGUCUUCCGCCAAUGCAGGGAUCAUCGAAGAGUACCUCGAGAGGAGCAAAGCUAACAAGGAACUAAAUGACAAGAAGAGGUUGGCCACAAGCGGAGCAAACUUUGCCCGUGCAUACACAGUAGAGUUUGGCACUUGCAAAUUCCCAGAGAACUUCACGGGCUGCCAGGAUCUCGCCAAGCAAAAGAAAGUGCCUUUCAUUAGUGAUGAUUUGGAGCUGGAAUGUGAAGGAAAGGACAAAUACAAGUGUGGUUCUAAUGUCUUCUGGAAAUGGUGAAAGACUGGAAGAGGCAGCUCUACCCUACCCAACCUGUAUUUAAAUGAUUCCUAUUAAAUUUUCCACUGGGAAUCCCUUUCGUCCAAUUGUUCUGUAAUCCUCUGUUUUCUCGUUCAUGUUCCAAUUGCUUCUUGUUUUCUGUUAAUUACCCAAAAAGAAUUACUGGGACUGAGAGUGUGGAUGGAGACAGAGGAAGUGGCCUGCUUAUGAUUGAUCCAUUAUUUUUGAAGAGAAAAUGUAUACUUUCCUAUGCCAGAUGCUUAGCAUUUCCACCUCAACUGUUUAACCAUUUUAUAAUA
Messenger RNA from Nelumbo nucifera (sacred lotus), 922 nucleotides. RefSeq names its product photosystem I reaction center subunit N, chloroplastic-like. Gene Ontology annotation, biological process: photosynthesis. NCBI's taxonomy places the organism in Eukaryota, Viridiplantae, Streptophyta, Magnoliopsida, Proteales, Nelumbonaceae. The record is from RefSeq and is a predicted model, not a curated record. Gene Ontology annotation, cellular component: chloroplast photosystem I.